GGAGAGUUGCUUUUUUUGUGUGUGCGCGUUUUCUUGGAUCGGUGUGGCAUGCGCAGGGAAUGAAGAGGAUAAACGAGCCGAAGUGCAGGAUAAUUCGCUUCUGAUUCGAAACAUCACCAUGCCCCUCGAUUGGCUUACGCAAUACGUAACGCUAGAAAACGUGUGUCUUGGUGUAAACCUUGUCACGCUCAGUGUAAUCUACAAGGCGUACCGGUCUAAAGUGACGAAUUUCGAGGCAGUGCAGACAGCUCGCCAGUUGGACAUUGACAAUAAUUUAGCAUCCAAAUUGCGCGAAGAGUACCCCGAUGCCACUGCUGUGCACGCUGUCAUCAGAGGCCAAGUCAGGGCCCUUGGGGAAAAGAUCAAGAGCAGACACUUGCACGGCGCUAAGGCAGUCAUUCAGGAAUGUUGCCUGACAGAGCACAAGAUCCAGUGGAGCCCUGUGUCCCGCUUCUGGUCACAGACCCAACGCGAAAUACAUCGCAUCAUCAACUACGUGCCGUUUGCCAUCACAUCACGACACAGCAAGGUGAUGGUUGAGGUAGUAGAUCCCCAGGAGUGCGACAGUAUUCCGGUAAACUGCGUCUAUGAAAACUUUAUCCCAAAUCGAGACGGCCUGAGUGGUGUUUUCUUUGGCUGGCUGCGUGGAGAACAGACCAAGGGCAUUGAAGAACAGGAGUUUCUUCUUGAAGAAGGCUCCACUUUAACUGCAUUUGGCACUUUGACAGUCAUGGAAGACGGCUCCGUCAAGCUGAUGCCGCCAGCUGAUGGUGUCUGCUACUACCUUACACAGCUAAGCCACCCAGCACUAGUGUCAAAGCUUCGCUCGGAACUCGGCAUACUGCGCGUGGUUAGCUUUGUGCUCGGCUGUACAGCUCUAGGCCUGUCAUGCUACCUGGUGUUCACAUGGUGGAAAGCGAGGCAGGCAAUGGCCCAGCGAAGGAAGGACUCGAUUCGCCGUGAAGAAGCGAGGAAGCAAAGACGAAAACAGAACCGUGACGCUUCAGCGAACCCGUGUUGCGUCAUCUGCCGCACAAACCCCGUUGAAGUAAUGAUCCUGGAGUGCGGCCACGUUUGCCUGUGCACUGACUGCUCAGAGAUGGUUACUGGGAACUGUCCCAUGUGUCGCUCACCCAUCAAGCGAAGUGUGGCAGCAUUUCUUCCAUGAUCGAGGUGCUGUGGUGGACAUAAUUUUUGCAGGAAAUAUAUUGUCAGUGAAAGCUUUGUUCUUCUUUCACGUGUACAUCAUGAACAUUGAUGGACACUCAGAAUUUUGUUCCUAUGGUAAUGAGUAUACCAUGUAUUAGUACUGAGCAAGAUGUUGCUGUAUGUGCGCAUAACAAAAAACACAGUUAUAUAUGUAUAUCAAUUCAGAAUUUGUUAUGUUAAUUACAUAUGCAAUAAUUAUUUUCAUGUUCGAACUAAUUAUCAGCAUUUGGUCAUGCACUUCAUUCACAAUUGGACUAGUUGACGUAUUUCAGAUAUGUUAUGAGAGUUCUCUAAUUCACUGGUAAGAAUGUUGCGUGUUAUAAGGGCUGCCUACUUCGCACCAAUAAGAAAUUAUCUGCUUUUAUGUUGAUGUAUCCACAAAUAAACUUUGUGUAAAGUUCUCAUGACAACUGAAGUCAACCCA
Dermacentor silvarum is the source of this 1633-nucleotide messenger RNA. Its product is annotated as mitochondrial ubiquitin ligase activator of NFKB 1-like. Gene Ontology annotation, biological process: organelle organization; protein ubiquitination. NCBI's taxonomy places the organism in Eukaryota, Metazoa, Arthropoda, Arachnida, Ixodida, Ixodidae. Gene Ontology annotation, molecular function: ubiquitin-protein transferase activity. The record is from RefSeq and is a predicted model, not a curated record.